Messenger RNA from Pogona vitticeps (central bearded dragon), 3719 nucleotides. The record is from RefSeq and is a predicted model, not a curated record. Lineage: Eukaryota; Metazoa; Chordata; Lepidosauria; Squamata; Agamidae.
UCCCUAAAAAGGGUCGCCCUAGGUCAGAACUGACUUGAGGGCACAUGCUUGUGCUUAUUCUUCCUCCACGAACCUAGACUUAUACCGCUGGUAGUCUCAGGCAGGAACUGGCAAGGCAGUCCCAGAGCGUUGGCCCCUUCCCUGGGGAGAGUCAGGGGUCGAGCGACGGGCAGACCGGCUCCGACGUCCUGCAGGCCUCCUGCAACUCUCGGAAAACGGGCCAGCAGUGGAUUUAGGGGAAAAGCGGGCCAGAGCAGCCUUUAACCCGCUGCUUGCCCCAGAGCUGCCCCGCCUUUGUUCCCUUGAUCCGGACUCACCCCAUCGCGGAACCGCCAGCGAGGAAAAAGCCGGCGAUUCGUGGGGGCGUCGAACCGGAGGGCGGAGGGGCAGCCGUCUCUCGGGCUGUUGCCCAGCCGCCUCUCUUCUCCAGGGUGGCCACCAGUCCGGCCAAGGCCCGCCCGGCGCGCAGCGAGCCCCCGUCGGAAGGCGGGACGGGGCGGGGUUCCCGUCAGAUUGAGACGGGGCUGGGUCCGUCCGGGAGCCCUCUCCCCUCACGGUCCUCCUCUGACGACAAGCCCCAGCGGCGGCAGCGGCAGCAGCGGCUCGGGCUUCGCAGGCAAGCCGGCAGGCAUCCAAGGAAUUCGCUCCUCGCCGAGCGCGCCGCACCGCCGCCGCCCGACGAUCCUCCUUGCGCUUUCCUGCCGAGGCCGGGGAAGGGUCUCUCUGUGUGUGUGUGCGUGCGCGCGCGCCUCUCCCCCUUGCAUGGGGGCUCCGGGGGAAAGAGGCAACUCGCCCGCCGCCGCGUGAUGGCCCAGCCUCUGUUCCGGAAAACUUUCUCCCGGCUGAGGGGCAAGGAGCGCCUGGGACGCAAGGAGGCGCCGCCGCGCCAAGAACCAGAUCCUCUGUUGGAGUCACCAGCUGCUUCUGCAUCCUUUCUUGAACAUGAGCAAGUGGGGCCUUCGCUCCCACUGGAGGAGGGUGGAGGCAGCAAGAAAGGGGCCACUAUCACUGUGUCGAGGAAGCAAAACUGGGCCAAGUUCACCUGGGGUAGCCAAGAAGAUUCUCGCAGUAGGAAGCUCUGCCAGAAUUCUUUCAGCACGCCAUCGGGUCCUGCUCCCCUUAAUGAUGCAUCAUCCCCGCAGAGCCUUCUCGGUGCUGCCUCAGAGGCACCUGUUUCAAAAGAAGCUGGUGAAUCUCCCGUUAGCUGCCCAGAGAUUUCCAGUUCUAGUGUCAGCACCAAGCACAGCAGCCAAGGCGCUUAUCUGCAGAGCCUGGAAAGGAGCAGCCGGCACUGGGUGCUGUCCUCAGGGAAGACCCAGGGCCAGGAAGAGUCACUCCCUUCUGCUGGCUCUGGCACGGAGCUGAAGGAACUCAACAUGCUCUGCGGUAGUAAGGGGGAAAUCUGGUACAACCCCAUCCCAGAAGAUGAGGAUCCACAGCUCCCUUGCCUUGAUCGGAAGUGGGGCAGCAGUGUCAAGCACCAGGAUCAGAAGAGGAAGCCUAAGGACAUCAACGCUGCACAUGAGGUUGUCCACCUCGGUGUCUCACAGCAAGCAGGAAGUAGUGGUUUGAAGACUUCACCAACCCGAGUGAGACCUGUUAAGCUGGCUGAGGAGAUCAGCAUCCCCCAGCUCCAGACCUCUGGAAAGAUGCUGGUCGCAGGUAUGCAUCCUGAGGAAAAGGGAGCAGAUGCUCUGUCAACAGCACAGAGCCCCACUGCCUGCAAAAAGGGCCCCAGCCUUGGCAAGGCAAAGUCUCCGGGCCCAGUGCGGAGUCUGUCCAUGAAAAUGAAGAAGCUGCCAGAACUGAGGCGGAAGCUUAGCCUACGUAGCUCCCGUCCCCGGGGCCCUGAGGCAGAAGGUGGCUCCUCUCCCAAGGAGUCAGGCAACGUCAUCAGCCGCUACCACCUUGACAGUAGUGUGGCUUCUCGGCAACCGUUGUCGCGGGGCAAGGCUGCCAGCAAAGGGGGAUACCUGAGUGAUGGUGACUCCCCAGAACUCCAGGCUAAGACGGAGGCUUGCCUAGGGCUUGAUCCUGGCUCCUUCCGACCCUACAGUUUUUCUGAGCAACCUGGCUGCUUGCAACAUCUCUCUGGCCUUGUCAGCAUCCACCUGCUGGGAGUGCAGGACUUCAAGCCUCCCAAAGCUGAAAUGAAGGAAGCCUUCUGCGUCCUCCAAAUUGACUCUGUCAACAAGGCCCGCACAGCCCUGUUGCCUUGUCAGGGGGCCUUCCUCAACCUCAACCAUUCCUUCCAGCUGGAGCUUGAGGAUGCUCAGCUCCUCAAAGUUGUGGUCUUCUCAUGCGAUCCCAUGGUGGGCAAGAAUCGUGUCUGCUGCCACGGCACCAUCACCCUACCCUACAUAUUUCAAGCAGGUGGUAGAACCCAGCAGCUGGCCAUGCAACUGGAGCCACAGGGAAUUCUUUACCUCAAACUCACUCUGGUGGAUCAGUGGGACCCUGUCAACCGUGAGCAGGAGCCCCAAGUGUUUGGUGUGAACCUGAGCCAGCUGGUGGAGAGGGAAAAUGCUGCCAUCAAAGUGCCCCUGCUGAUCCAGAAGUGUGUUGCCCAGAUUGAGAAACGAGGACUGAAGGUGGUGGGGCUGUAUCGUUUGUGUGGCUCAGCCGCAGUGAAGAAAGAGCUGCGUGAUGCCUUUGAGAGGGAUAGUGCUGCUGUGGAGCUCUCCGAAGACCUCUACCCAGACAUCAACGUCAUUACAGGCAUCUUGAAAGACUACUUGCGAGAAUUGCCCACACCUCUCAUCACCAACCCACUCUACCAUGUAGUGUUGGAAGCCAUGUCCAAUCGGACAGUGGGCCAGGAAGCUAAGGAGACGACGGCAACAGCCGCUCUUCUGGACUGCCUGCCAGAAGCUGAGAAGGCCACCUUGACCAUGCUCCUGGACCACCUUAGCCUGGUUGCUGCUUUCCACACAUUCAACCGCAUGAAUGCACAGAACCUCGCCGUGUGCUUUGGGCCUGUCUUGCUGAGCCAGGGGUCAGGGGCCCACAGCUCUAGCCAGCAGCACCGCUCCAUGACCAGCACCAUGGACUUCAAACACCACAUUGAAGUGCUGCAUUAUCUGCUACAGGCUUGGCCAGCCCCACGCAGGGUGACAGAAGAGGAGCAUGCUCCGCCUGGCAUGCAGGCACAUGGCCCCUGCCGCCGGCCCCUGGAUCUGCCACUGCUCCAAGGCGCCGUUGUGGCUCGGAGUCGCCCCCGAGGGUUGGAAAGUCCUCCCAGCAACCGCUACGCUGGGGACUGGAGUGUGUGUGGGCAGCAGUUCUUGGCAGGACCCAGGCCGGGUGGUGACACCGACUAUGACGAGGUGGCUGGGAGUGAGAGUGACAGUGAGAAGGAGGAGACCGAGGAAGACGCUCUGAGAGAAGGGCUGAAACGCCACAGCCAGACUGUCUUCAUGGGUGAUUUUGCCUUGGUGGAAGACCCGGAGGCUCCUUUCAGCCCAAGGCUCAAUCUGAAGGACUUUGAUGCCCUCAUCUUGGACCUCGAGCGAGAACUCUCCAAGCAAAUCAAUGUCUGCCUGUGAGCCAUUCUGCCAGAAUAUAAGAAGACCGAGGAACCGUCAGGCACUUGCCUCAGUAGGGCAGUCUCUGACGUUAGUCAAGCUCAGGCCUGCCACCUUAUCAGUAUUCCUUCUGUUCACAGUGCUUUGAGCCACGUGGAUGGGUUUUUUUUAUUGCUGUUGUUGUUGUUGUUGUUG